UGUUAGAAGGCACAUCUAACAGCAGAUUCUCAGAACUCUCACCAACAUAGUUAAAAGAAUCCAACAUGUGCAAGCCACCAACACCAUGUGGCAAAGAAAAAAGGCUUUCUGGGCUGAAGCUUGAGCCUUCUUCUACAACUUCUUUGCCUUCACAUACAGGAUUUAUAAUCACCCUUAUGGGGCUCCUCAUUGUUGUCUUCAAUUCUGAAAUUUGUACAAUAACUUACUUAGUUGUGCAAAUCUCAAGUCCGCUUUCUAUCUUGACAUUGGUUUCAUCGCUGUCACCACUUAUAUAAGCAUCAUGGCAGCUCAUGAAGUACCUCUGAGUUCUAGUGGGGCACAACCUGUUGAAGCAGCAGCAGGGGAAUCGGGUGCUGCUGGAGAAGCUUUUCUGUGGGAGCUAUUCGGGACAGUCAGAUAUUUUUCAACCCCAGUAUGGACAAUACUGUCCGCUACUGCCUUAACUUGGAUUGGGUGGUUUCCAUUUCUCCUUUUUGAUACUGAUUGGAUGGGCCGAGAGAUUUAUGGUGGUGAACCAAAUGAAGGCCCUAAUUAUGAUACUGGAGUUAGAAUGGGGGCAAUAGGCUUAUUGCUUAAUUCAGUUGUUCUUGGAAUAACGUCUGUACUCAUGGAGAGGUUAUGCAGGAAGUGGGGGGCUGGGUUUGUGUGGGGAAUCUCAAAUAUCUUGAUGGCUGUCUGCUUUAUUGCAAUGCUUAUUGUAACCUAUCUGGCAAAUAGAAUUGCCUAUAUAGGCAAAGAACUACCACCAACUGGCAUUGUGAUUGCUGCAUUGACAAUCUUUACCGUUCUUGGGUUUCCACUUGCAAUCACUUACAGCGUUCCAUAUGCCUUAGUUUCCACACAUAUUCAGUCAUUGGGGCUUGGCCAAGGAUUGUCAAUGGGGGUCCUAAAUCUUGCAAUAGUGUUCCCACAGGUCCUCUACUCCGGAGUCAAUCUUCGAUUCAAAGCACCAACUAAAUUGGUUUUGAAAGAAUGUCGCUCACAAAACUGCAUCAAAAAUAAACUUAGCAUGUCGUAACAAUCCAAAAAAUAA
Molecule: messenger RNA, 1054 nt
Organism: Vigna angularis (adzuki bean)
Lineage: Eukaryota; Viridiplantae; Streptophyta; Magnoliopsida; Fabales; Fabaceae
Product: sucrose transport protein SUC4-like
Exons: 4
Coding region: 302-1039 (245 amino acids)
Cellular component (GO): plasma membrane; vacuole
Molecular function (GO): sucrose:proton symporter activity
Source: RefSeq, a predicted model, not a curated record